AUGCGUGCAGCAGUGUAUGCUUUACAAGGCUUCCUGGCAGCUACCACGACGAUGGCGACAUCGUAUAACCCGCAGUAUAUUGUUCUUGGCACGGACGGCACGGUAGUCGAGGCCGACCCUAGAGUGUAUGGCUCCGUCGUAUUCGCCGAGCUGAGUUGCUGCUUUGUGGCAUUCAUUGGGUAUUUGGUGCGCUCCAUUCCUUUGUGGGUCAGUUUUUCGAGGGGUCAGAAAUGCUGCCUCGUCGUGGCGUUCAGCGUAGCACUUCUCUAUCAGUUUGCAGCCGUAGGCUGGUUCCUCGGAGCUGUGACGCCCGAGCUCAUGUUAGGACUUUCAAGCCUCAUCACGAGAACCAUCUCUCUGGGAAUGGUGCCAAUCACCACGACAUCAUUUAUGGGUCGCGCAAGGAUCUGCCAAGACCACUCCACUACGACUCCAGCACGGUCAAGAAAAUCUUCACACUCGCGGAACUCACACCGCCACCACACACGCGCCAGAUCCAGUUAA
This is a messenger RNA of Phytophthora infestans T30-4, 504 nucleotides long. RefSeq lists its product as uncharacterized. Lineage: Eukaryota; Oomycota; Peronosporomycetes; Peronosporales; Peronosporaceae. The record is from RefSeq and is a predicted model, not a curated record. The transcript has 3 exons. The coding region runs from base 1 to 504 and encodes 167 amino acids.